UUUGGAUAUUCGGUUUCCUGUCGUAGUACUACGAUAAUCUGUGACUAUGUUUCUUUAUCUGUUCGACACACUGUACAUGUCUCGAGAAUUUAACUAAAAUCAAUAAUAAAUAAUGCGUCCGCCAUUGUGUAACCUUUGUGGUAUUUUUAACGUGUUGUACAAAGAUUAGAGUUAAAAUGCAACGAUCUAAUAAUAGGUACAUCGAAGUACUAUUAAUUUUAUAACAAUGACCGUGUUUUACAAAGUUAUAAUUGUGCUUCUUUUUGCCAAAUCAGUACAUCUUUAUUGUGGUCCAUACAAUGGACAUAUUUGUAAGAAUUACACCACUGGUUACGUUUGGUACAAUCGGACAGGCGGCCUAGAAAAUGAAAAAAUUACAACUAGUCUUUGGAAAGAAAUGAUUUCAACCCUAAAAGAACCAUGUCGGAGCAGGGCGGAGAAAUUAUUAUGUGCUUAUGCCUUCCCUAAGUGCAUCGACAAAAACGGAACUGGAUACCACGGACUACCUCUUUGUUAUGAAGAUUGUAUGGCUGUAAAAAUGCAAUUUUGUUACAAUGAUUGGGUCGUAAUUGAGGAGCAAAAACGCAGAGGAGUGUUUUUCGAAUCAAGAGGUCAUUUCCGACUUCCUGAAUGUGAAAAAUUGCCAAGACUAUCUGGAAAAGGCACUGAAGUCACUUGCAACAAUGCAGGCAUAACAGACAUGGAUUAUAGUCAGGUAACAACAUCUUGUAUCAAAGGAAAUGGUCGCUAUUAUCAAGGAACUAUGAAUAUUACAGAAAAUGGAUUAGCUUGUCAAGCUUGGGAAUCACAGUACCCUCACCAACAUACGAGACCCCCUUUAGUAUUUCCUGAAGUACAGAAUGCAACAAAUUAUUGCAGAAAUGCAGGAGGAGAGGAGCGCAAACCUUGGUGCUACACUAUGGACCCAGACAUAAGGUGGCAGCAUUGUAAUAUACCCUUAUGUGCCAAUUCAAGUGAAGAAUUUGACAAUAUAGAUGGACCAAAUAUUGUUAUGGAGAACUAUUUUACACCAACAUUUGUAUUAUUUUUAUCGAUUGGUGGCCUAGCAUGCAUUUUAGGAAUAGCUUCAGUGACUCUACUGUGCCACUAUUUUUUGAAAAGCCAUUACUCUAAAUUUAGUAUGUCAAGCCGCAGAAACAUGCAAAAUAUGGAUAUUGAUUUAGACAAACUGCCGAGUAAUCUUGCCUAUCACACGACUGGAGCACAGCUCAAUCCAAAAUUAGAAAAAUUAGAAUUUCCAAGAAAUAACAUUAUUUAUAUUAGGGACCUGGGUCAGGGGGCCUUUGGUAGAGUUUUUCAAGCUAAAGCCCCAGGUUUGGUUCCAGAUGAAGAGUUUACCCUUGUUGCAGUGAAAAUGUUAAAGGAUGAAGCUUCUCAUGACUUGCAACUAGAUUUUGAAAGAGAAGCAUGUUUACUGGCUGACUUUGAACAUCCAAAUAUUGUAAAACUACUAGGAGUGUGUGCUAUUGGACGUCCCAUGUGUUUAUUGUUUGAGUAUAUGGGUAAAGGUGAUUUGAAUGAAUACCUGAGAGCUUGUAGUACAGCUACCAACUUCCCACCAGUUGUAGAGAACAGGGAAGACUUACGAUUACUUGUGACACCACUUAGCCAUUUAGAUCUAUUACACAUUGCUAGACAAAUAGCAUCAGGAAUGGUUUAUUUGUCCGAUCGAAAAUUUGUCCAUCGUGAUUUAGCCACGAGAAAUUGCCUUAUUAAUGAUGAUAUGGUUGUAAAAAUUGCCGAUUUUGGGUUAUCUCACAAAAUUUACUUACAAGAUUAUUACAAGGGAGAUGAGCAUGACGCUAUUCCUGUAAGAUGGAUGCCACUAGAGAGUAUUUUAUAUAAUAAGUAUACUUUAGAGUCAGAUGUGUGGGCGUAUGGAGUCUGUUUGUGGGAAAUAUUUUCUUUUGCUUUACAACCUUACUUUGGGAUGACACAUGAAGAAGUUGUGAGAUUUUUAAAGGAUGGGAAUGUUCUUGCCUGCCCUGAUAAUACUCCGCGCUGUAUAUAUGACCUGAUGAAACAAUGCUGGAGCCAUCAUCCCAGUGACCGCCCUAACUUUAGAAUAAUAUACCAAACUCUUGAUAACAUUCAAAUGAUUAUUGAGAGAACUCACUCGGAAUAACUUGUAGUUAUUAAUUAAUUUAUUAGAGUAAUACAUUUUUGUAUGGAUUUAAAUGGUUUAAUGUUUAAAUUGUAGCAUUUACAACUUUAUUACCUAAGUGAAGAAAACAUGCACAUAUGUAAUUAUAUUAAUUCAGCACUUUUUUUGCUGAAAAAUGUCAUUACAUUUAAUUAAGGAUACAAUUAUAGCCAGAAAGAUGUAACUGUGACAUGUUCACUUCAACAUGAGAUUUUCAACAGUACUUGCAAUGUAAUAAGCCUCACCUAUGUAACUUUGCAAAAUGAAGAAUUUGAAUCUUUCAGCUCAAAAUUAAAAACGAAUGUUUGGUGCCAAAAUGUGGCAUAAUCAAUGAAAAAAAUAAAGGUGGCAUUAAUAUGAUAUGAAAACUAUUAAGUAUUGUAAAGAAAAUUUGUCUGAGAAAAGUCACUGGAGUUAAGUAAAUAAGAGAAAUUUAGACAUAGCAUGUGAAUGUCAUUUAUGAGGCUAUUGAAUUGGUAUUAAAAGAAAUAAAUUGUAUAGUAAGUGAUGGUAUAAUAAUGGCAGCAGUUUUGUAAAAUGUGAUCAUUUCAGAAGAGUUUUGUUUCAAUUAAACUUACACAUUAUUCAUAUUUUAAUGCUUCCAGAAUAACAGUUAUUUUCAAUUCAUAUAAAAUUUCAUGUUUAAAUGAACAGACUUUAAAACGACGAAUGUCUAUUAA
Messenger RNA from Papilio machaon (common yellow swallowtail), 2844 nucleotides. It is a transcript of the gene Nrk, whose product is annotated as tyrosine-protein kinase transmembrane receptor Ror2. Gene Ontology annotation, cellular component: signaling receptor complex. Gene Ontology annotation, molecular function: ATP binding; transmembrane receptor protein tyrosine kinase activity; protein binding. The record is from RefSeq and is a predicted model, not a curated record. The transcript has a single exon. The coding region runs from base 227 to 2146 and encodes 639 amino acids. Gene Ontology annotation, biological process: positive regulation of kinase activity; protein phosphorylation; multicellular organism development. Lineage: Eukaryota; Metazoa; Arthropoda; Insecta; Lepidoptera; Papilionidae.